AUGUGUGGUGCCCUCUUCAUCUGGAUGGCGGACUGGUACGGCCGGACGUGGCAUAUCUUCUUCGGCUGCCUAGGCGUCUGCGUAGGAGCGAUUAUCACGGCACUUUCCACCAGCCUGCCCAUGUUCAUCGGCGGUCGGUUCAUAUUGUCCUUCUUCGCCACUUGCGCCCACACCUCGGCGCCGCUUUACCUGGUCGAGCUGGCGCCUGCAACGUACCGAGGGACGAUUGCAGGGAUGUACAAUACCUUUUACAACGUGGGCUCGAUCUUGGCAACGUCAGCCGUGUAUGCCUGCCACCGCUACCUCAGCGACAAGGGCGAUCUGGACUGGCGUAUUCCACUAUGGCUGCAGAUGGUCUGCCCUGGACUCGUGUGUAUCUUGAUCAAGUUCUUCCCCGAGUCGCCUCGAUGGCUUGUGGCCCAGGACCGCCACGACGAGGCCAAGAACAUUAUCGCGACCUACCAUACCAACGGCGACCUGGAACACCCGCUGGUCGACUUGCAGAUGAAGGAGAUGAUUGGAUCAGUCGACCCGGCUCAUGUGCCGUCCUGGAAAGAUCUCUUCGACCUGCGAGUCCUUGUCGAGAGCCGUUCUAGCCGUUACAGACUCAUGCUCAACGUGGCUUUCUCCUGGUUUGGGCAGUUCAGCGGCAACAACAUUAUCUCCUAUUACCUCCCAAUCAUGCUUUCGGGUGUCGGUAUCACCGACACCGACACCAAGCUGAUUCUCAACAUCAUCUAUUCCGUUGUCGGCUGGGUCUUCUCGACCGCCGGCUCGCGCCUCCACGACGUCGUGGGCCGCCGCAAGAUGCUCAUCACCGCCACCUCCGGCAUGACCGUCUGCCUAGCCGUCGUCGCGGGCUGCUCGGCAGGCUACACCGACUACGGCAACACGGCGGCGUCAACCGCCAGCAUCGUCUUCAUCUUCCUGUUCGGCGCCAUCUUCGCCGCGGGAUUCACGCCGAUGCAGCCCAUCUACCCGGCCGAGGUCGUCAGCAACAGGAUGCGCGCCAAGGCCAUGGGUACGUUCAAGCUCACGGCGGGCGCGGCCGGGUUUUUGAACACGUUCGUUGGGCCGAUUGCGCUGUCGAGUAUUGGAUAUUGGUUUUAUGUCUUCUUCGUCGCGUGGGACAGCUUCGAAGUCUUGUUCAUGUACUUCUUCUUUGUUGAGACCAAGGGCUUCACAUUAGAGGAACUAGAUGACGUUUUCGAGGCCGAAAACCCACGCAAAGCGUCUGUGCAGGCCAAAAAGAGACAAAAGCGAAUCAUGAGGGAGGGUGGCUUGGUUGCUUAA
Molecule: messenger RNA, 1293 nt
Organism: Colletotrichum destructivum
Lineage: Eukaryota; Fungi; Ascomycota; Sordariomycetes; Glomerellales; Glomerellaceae
Product: Putative major facilitator, sugar transporter, major facilitator superfamily
Exons: 5
Coding region: 1-1293 (430 amino acids)
Biological process (GO): carbohydrate transport; transmembrane transport
Cellular component (GO): membrane
Molecular function (GO): carbohydrate:proton symporter activity
Source: RefSeq, a predicted model, not a curated record